Molecule: messenger RNA, 4438 nt
Organism: Zerene cesonia (dogface butterfly)
Lineage: Eukaryota; Metazoa; Arthropoda; Insecta; Lepidoptera; Pieridae
Gene: disp
Product: protein dispatched
Exons: 1
Coding region: 291-3617 (1108 amino acids)
Cellular component (GO): membrane
Source: RefSeq, a predicted model, not a curated record
UUCGAGUGUCUCCGCCUAUAACAUCUGAUUAUUUAUAUUUUUAUGUUAAACAAAAUUAGUCAAAAAUAUGGUUGCUGAGCUAGUCUAUUCAAAUUCUUGAUUUCUAAAAACGACAAAUAUUUAAUUUUAUUUAAACGUUAAACAACUAAAUGUAUUAGCAAAAUGUAACAAUAAUAUGCAAUGUAACGAGAAAACGUAGCUGCAGAAAAUUUAACACUAUAUAUGUGAGUGAAAUCUGUAGAAGAAGAUGAAGUAACCAAAUAUGAAGCCAAGAAUAUCGAGGUUUAAAAAUGUUGUCCGCUUACGCCAGGUUUAUAGUGCGUCAUUCUUAUUUAAUCCUUUUCAGCGUAGCUUCUAUAUCCACAGUGUUGACGGUAAUACCCCUUGUUUGUCACACAUUACCUUCCUUUUCCGAUCCGGUGCUUGGAUUUGAAACUAGAGGAACAAUAUUAGCAAACCGUUUUAUUGCUUGGGAAAAUCUAAUAGAUGAAACAAGACCGUCCCGAAGACUAGCUGUGAAUCCGAAAGAAAUUGAAGACCAAAUUCGUAUGAAUCACACCUUUACAAAUAGGAUUAUCAAAAACAAGUCACAUUCUGUACACCGACACAAAAAGGGGCGUAAUAAGAAGACUAAACAAAACAACAACACUGCCUUUGCCAAAACUACUUACAGUUCUGCUGAAAUAAACAUUUCAAUCAAUCAUAUUCAUUGGAGCUUUGGUAAAAAUGUGUCAUUCGAAGAUGAAGAUACUGUUUUCCUCAGAAACCAUACUCGAAUGCAAUGGAAAAUUAUAAAAGACAUGCCACUUUCACCUGGUAUGUAUGGACAUCAUAAUUAUGCAUCUGGUGUCUGCGGAGGUCCUGUAGCAGACUAUGCUCAUUUAGUUGUGACAACCACUGAUGGAACAUCACUCUUAACAUUUGAAAAUGUCCAGAAAGUUUGUAAAUUACAAAAUAACCUUGUGGAGCUUGGUAAUGAUUUGUAUAUCAACCUAUGCCAGAGAUCAACAUAUUCGGAAGAACUUUGCUGUCCAAUAUGGAGUAUACCAAACUAUAUUGCUAUUAUAUCUGGAAAAAACUCCUGUGAAAAUGUUACAAAAGAAGAUGUUGAUACAACAGUGCAGGUGCUGAAGAAAUGUGCAGGUUAUUUUCAUAAUUUUACUUUAAUGUCAUCCUGCGAAAUGAAUCGAUGUAGAGUACCAAAAUACUGUGCCCAACAUGACGCAGUCUACAAUUUACUGUUUUAUCUUAUAGAUUCCAAUGCGUUUUCUCCUGAAAAUAUUACUAACACAUUUGUUAAAAACUCAAUGCUAUUCUUACCGUUACCAACAAGCAGCCCUGUACUGCCAUAUUAUGAAAUGCUUGAAAAUGCUAAUUUAUCAUGUGAUUCUCUUAUUAUACCAGCUAUGGAUUUUGGUUUAAGGAAUGCGCUUUUUGAUCUUUGGAUAAUUCAAGACACUUGGUUAAUAGGUUUGGGUGGAUUGUUUGUACUUAUUGGUGUUUGGAUUUAUACCAAAUCACUGUUACUUACGAUUUUAUUAUUCAUAGCCAUAGCAUAUUCUCUUGGUGUAGCAUACUUUUUGUACAUUUAUGUAUUUUCGCUGGAAUUUUUUCCAUUUAUGAAUUUAUUAGUUAUUGUUGUUCUGAUAGGGAUUGGAGCAGAUGAUGCAUUUAUAUAUGUCAAAGUUUGGUCAAUGGUUAGUAAGAGAUUAAUAAGGGAUAAUGUAGUUAUUCAGGAAAAUGGUUUAAGUGAUAUUAAAAAUGUUUCGAGUGCUGGUGAAACUAUAUUGGUUCAAAUCCUUGAAGAAACUCUAAAGCAUACUGUUGUUGCAAUAUUAAUUACAACUGUAACAACUGCUGUUGCAUUUUUUGCGUCAUAUGUUAGUUAUAUUCCUGCCAUAAACUGUUUUAGUGUGUUUGCUGGUACCACAGUAUUAGUCAACUUUUUUCUUAUGAUGACUUGGUUGCCGGCAUCAGUUUUCAUACUAGAUGUUAAAUUGUAUAUAUCAAGAUAUGUGUUACUAGGUGUAUUUAGGAGGACUAUGAAUGAAAUUGGAGAGGAUAUCAAAGUAAUAUUGAAUAGAUUUAUCACAACUUGUAUCAUGAGAUUGCAUGUAGGGUUAGCAAUCAUCUUUGGUGCUAUAGGAAUUUGCAGUAUUAUUAUAGUAUUUUACUAUCCAGGUCUGCAGCUGCCAGACACAAAACAGUUUCAAUUAUUCCAAACUUCACAUCCCUUUGAAAAAUAUGAUCUCCAAUAUAGUGAUUAUUUUAUAUUUGAAAAGUUUAGUAGAGAUAUUGGAACUGGUGUGAAAAUGCCGCUUCGGUGGAUAUGGGGUGUCAAAAGUAUUGAUAACGGAAAUCAUAUGGACCCUGGAUCCAGGGGCAAAUUGAUUUUUGAUGACAACUUUAGUAUAUCUGAGCCUAAAUCGCAAGUAUGGUUGUCAAAGUUCUGUAGAAAUAUAAAGGCUCAACCUUUUUACCAAACGACUUUAGGUCCAUUAUUACCAAAUUGCUUUAUUGAAAGCUUUAAAAUGUACAUGAGUAGACGUUGUUUCGAUGUUAUCGAUAAAAUGAACAGAACACCUUGUUGCGAAUCUUCGCAUUUUCCAUAUAAAAAAGAUGUUUUUGAUCAUUGUAUUAUAAAAGCUAUAGAAUCGCUAUAUCAAACUCCAAGUGAAAUUUUCCUACCCGGAGUAGCUGGGCCGAAGUUUUUAAGGAGUGCAAAUCCGCCCACUGUCGCUGCUCUGGUAGUGGAAUUUGAAAGUGUUGUCCCCUACUCCAUGUCUUACAAGGAAAUGAAUGAAUUCUUUCUUCAAGUAGAAAAUUGGACCCAAUAUGAGUUGCAGUCCGCACCACCAAGUAUGAGAGGAGGUUGGUUUAUAUCCGAUCUUCAAUUCUAUGACUUACAAAGAACUUUGGCGAGUGGGACUGUCAUGGCGCUUUUGCUUUCGGCGGCAUUAGGGUUUAUCGUUUUAUUACCAUCAACUUUCAGUUUUGUGAUCAGCAUUUGUGCUCUCAUUGCAAUGGUGUUUUCUUCAACAGUCACAAUAGCAAUUUUAGUGUUGACUGGGUGGAAAUUAAAUAUUUUGGAAAGUGUUUCUAUUUCAACAUCCGCAGGUCUCGCUGUCGAUUUUAGUUUACAUUAUGCGCUAAGCUAUACCAAUGCCAAUGGUACAAAAGCAUCUAGAGUUAAAUAUGCCUUGUGUACAUCCUCGGGGCCCACAGCAGCAGCCGCUCUCACCACGGGAUUAGCUGGCAUAUUCUUAUUGCGCUCCAAUCUCCUCCCUUACUCGCAAAUCGGAUUGUUUUUGGCCCUUAUUAUGUCUGUUAGUUGGGUAUAUGCUACUUUCUUUUUGUGUUCAUUGCUACAAAUUCUUGGACGUAAUUCAUCUAAAGACAUUGCAACAGAGGAAAAGAAGUCAGUGUCGAGGGUCAGCUCAAUUUGUUCUGGAGUGCCAAACUUGGAGAGCCAUGAACUGGAGCAUUUAGCAGAUAGUAAUCGCACAAAUAUAACGCACUCUCAAAGUCCUUCCAAUAUUAGCGCGACAACUGUUGUUUUACACGAAGAUUAUGAGAAUAGAAUCGAGAAAACAGUAGACAACGCCGAUAAUGACUGAAUAUUAGUUAAGUAUUAGUUAUUAAUUACAAUUUAAAAGUAUUAUUUCGUAAUCAAGAGUAUUAUAUACAUUUUUUAAGUUUCCUGACCUGAUAUUUUGUUUCAAGUUAUUACAUCUGCACGAUCGAGGCGAUGCGAGGAAAUAAAAUUCCUUGUAAGACUCAGUUUAUCGUGCAUAUAUAGUAGCUGUAUAUGGACCUAGGCUUUGUCUAUAUUGAUGUAUUAUAAUUGUGACAUGUCUUGCAGUAUUAUUAGUUUAAAUAUUUCAAAUUGAAAACUUUGUGACAAUAACUAUCACAUAAUAGUUCACAUACACGACAAUAUAACUCGAAACGAGCUUAGAUUCAUCACUUGUAUUUUGUUAAUACUUAGGGCAUGCCAUGUAAAGACUUGCUGAACGUAAUGUGAUAGUUUGCAUCAAAACUUGGCAAUCAUCGUCAAUUGAAGAAAUAGCUUUUGCUCAAUUAUGUAAUGUACAAGACAAAAUUAAUAUUUAAACGCACUCUUAUUAUGUGGUAUAAUGUUAUUACAUAUUUUACUUAAUGAAUGCUUGUAAAAUAAUAUACCAGUGUUCAUUGUAUUGUAUUUUCUUAAUUGUAGCUUUUCUAAUGUGAAUAUCUAAAUAGAAAGAUCUGAAAAUGCACCACAAAAUAUGUGUCGUUACUUGUCAAAAUGAAAUCUUAAUGUAACCUAGAUAUAUAUUUUAAUAUAACUGUGCCAUCUAUAGAUCUGAUAAAUAAUUUAUUUGUAGCAGCUAUAUUCUUUAAAAAAAAUUUAAAGGUUUCAUUAUUAAGUGUAUAGUGUUUUGAUGAGAUGUUUAUU